CUACUGUUACCACCAACAAGACGAUCUAUAUAUGGAUGCUAUCUACAGAGGCAUUUUCACUCCUCCGGACUGACAGGAUAACAACGGUGAAACCACCAUGUCUGCCAUAGGAUAUAUCUACACCGUCAUUCUGGUUUUGUGCCUUGUGGAAUCUUCACAGACCGCUGCAUUGGACGGGGCGUGUACAGUUGAUGGAAAUUGCACCACCAAUGCGGUCUGCACUACUGGUCUUUGCAAGUGUAACACUGGGUUCGUAGCAAACACUGGAAACACGGAUUGCUUAGCUAAGGUUGCACUUGACGGAGAAUGCACAAUCGAUGCUCAGUGUACCAUUACAACAAACGCCGGCAAGUGUACAGGUUCAAAAUGUGCAUGUAGCACAGGCUAUGUCGCAAAUAGUGGUGCAACAGCAUGUCUAGCUACUGCUGCACUUGACGGAGCAUGCACAAUCGAUGCUCAGUGUACCAUUACAACAAACGCUGGAAAGUGUACAGCUACAAAAUGUGCAUGUAGCACAGGCUAUGUCGCAAAUAGUGGUACAACAGCAUGUCUAGCUACUGCUGCACUUGACGGAGCAUGCACAAUCGAUGCUCAAUGUACCAUUACACCAAACGCUGGAAAGUGUACAGCUUCAAAAUGUGCAUGUAGCACAGGCUAUGUCGCAAAUAGUGGUACAACAGCAUGUCUAGCUACUGCUGCACUUGACGGAGCAUGCACAAUCGAUGCUCAAUGUACCAUUACAACAAACGCUGGAAAGUGUACAGCUACAAAAUGUGCAUGUAGCACAGGCUAUGUCGCAAAUAGUGGUACAACAGCCUGUCUAGCUACUGCUGCACUUGACGGAGCAUGCACAAUCGAUGCUCAAUGUACCAUUACAACAAACGCUGGAAAGUGUACAGCUACAAAAUGUGCAUGUAGCACAGGAUAUAGCGCCAAUGCUGGUAAAACCACAUGCAUAGCUGAUGGUGCCUUAGGGGGAACAUGUCUUAAUGAUGCUGCAUGCACGGGUACUACAAAUGCUGUUUGCGCGGCCUCCAAGUGCACAUGUAAAGCCAACUACAUAGCAAACACAGCUGGAACUGCUUGUAUAGCUGACGGUGCCUUGGGGGGAACAUGUCUUAAUGAUAACGCUUGCACGGGUACGACACACGCUAAUGUAUGCACGGCCUCCAAGUGCAUGUGUAAAACCAACUAUUCAGCAAACACAGCGGGAACAGCUUGCAUAGCACCCGGUGCUCUUAAGGGAACCUGUUCUGCCAACACCGACUGUACCGGAACUGCUAACGCUGGCAACUGCACCACCUACAUGUGUGAAUGCAACGCCGGAUAUACCGCCAACACCGACGAGACGGCGUGUAGUUUAGGUAUGAUGAUCUUGGCUGCACCAUGGAUGCUGCUUAUGAUGGUCAUGACAACCUCACUGAGCAAGCUGUAGGCGGAACGCAUCAACACAGAACACAUGCUGCUAUUUAAACAGACAUUUGAUUUUAUUGGUAGUGAUAGAAGAUCCCAACCGUACACUUAACGUUAUUCAAUAUAAAUGUCAUCAUUACUUAAUAACGUUUUGCAUGUUUUAUUUAGUGAACAUACAAACGUAAUUGUGAUAUGAACCAUGAACAUUACGAAUGAAUUCAAAUGCUUAUAAUAGUACCUAUUGAAUGCGCAAUGUGUUAACAUAUUUAUGUAAUAUGGUCAUACUAGUAUGUUGACGCAUAUUAAUACUUAAUUAGUCCAUGAUGAUGUCGUUAUUGAAUCAGGAACUGUUCUUUCUAGGAAGAACAAGUAAAGGUUUUAUGACUGCAAUGAUUCAUGGACAUAUAACAACAAGAAACAACUAUAAGCUUCUACAUAUUUCGUAGUGAAAUACUAGUUGUGGCGUUCGUGUUUUAUCUGCGUGUUAUUAAAAUCAUGAAGUAAUGACAAAUGUCAUACUGAUGUACAUAUUUUAUAAUAAAGUUUGUGUAGUGAUA
This is a messenger RNA of Dreissena polymorpha, 1970 nucleotides long. RefSeq names its product G surface protein, allelic form 156-like. The transcript is spliced from 12 exons. The record is from RefSeq and is a predicted model, not a curated record. Bases 98 to 1435 code for a protein of 445 amino acids. Lineage: Eukaryota; Metazoa; Mollusca; Bivalvia; Myida; Dreissenidae.